GAAGACGAUCCCAAUACUCCGUCAUCUGGUGCCUCUACCCCUUCGUCGGAGACAUCCGUGAACACCAACUCAGUGGCUCAGACGCUAGCGAAGCGGCUAUCGUUUUGGAACAAACUAGCUAAGCGACCUCCGCAGUCCCCAAUGGAUAUCGUCGACGAGGAAAAUGCGGAUUCUCACGGCGCAGGGGUGGAAUCCCGUGAUAACUCUGACGCUCCAACUUCACUGAAGCACGACACCGAAGAAGUAGUCGAUGCAGCCGCAGAGCAGGAUGUGCAGUCACCUUCUGAGGUCCUGGGGGAUAUUAUUGACAGUCGUGCGCCCGAGCCGAAAACGCAAGCGGAGCAGCAUUCUGAACUGGAGGAUAAGAUUCUGAAAGAAAUCAUCCGCGAGUACACCAAGGGCGGCAUGUAUUUUGCGUACACGUUUGAUAUCACGCGAUCUCUGCAGCACAAACAGGAGGAGAUUGCGAAGUCGAAAAGGGAACAUCAUCUUCUUUCCGACUUGAACGCCUUGGAGACCCCGACAACGACAGCGUCGUCUUCCGCGGCUUCAGGGAUCUCAGAUGCACCCACUGAACACCCUGACUUGGAGAAGGUUGACGUCCUUGCGGAAGUGUACCCCACUUUACCCCUUUGGCGCCGCGUCGAUCGCCAAUUCUGGUGGAACGAAUGGUUGUCCAAGCCAUUCACAGAAGCAGGACUACAUUCAUAUGUCCUGCCGAUCAUGCAAGGGUACUAUCAAAUCGCCGCAUUCCGAGUACCGCGUGAACCUGAAGAAUCCGAGGAAGGCAAAUCCGCGUUGGUGGACUAUAUUCUCGUUUCCCGACGAUCAAAAAACCGUGCUGGGCUCCGUUACCAGAGAAGAGGAAUCGACGAUGAAGCGCAUGUUGCCAACUUCGUCGAGACAGAGGCCGUCGUUCGAGUUGACCGUGAGGGCCAUUCAAACGUUUUCUCAUAUGUCCAAAUUCGUGGAUCAAUACCUCUGUUUUGGUCCCAACCUGGGUAUAGCCUGAAACCGGCCCCUGUCCUUGCGUCCGACCGGACGCAUAGCCAGCAACUGGAUGCCGUGCGACGUCAUUUCCAGAGGACUGUGGGGCACUACGGGCCAAACAAUGUGGUAAACCUAGCCGAACAACAUGGGAAGGAAGCGGCUGUCACUUGUGCAUACCGUGACUUUGUCUCUGAGAUGGCAUGGCCUGAUGUGAACUAUACAGAAUAUGACUUCCAUGCCGAGACAAAGGGCAUGAAAUAUGAGAAUAUCUCGAUGUUAAUCGACAAACUAGAGCGUACCUUCGAACAACAAGGGUAUCUCUGGAUAUCGAGUGGAUCGAAGAUGUCGGAUCAGAAGGGCGUGUUUCGUGUCAAUUGCAUCGACUGCCUCGACAGGACGAAUGUAGUACAAUCUGCUUUUGCUCGUCAUGUCUUGAACAGACAACUAGGUGCGGUUGCUCUAUUGAAUACGACAGAAAAUGGGCGCACGGAAUUAGACGUCGUGUUCAAUGAUGUAUGGGCAAAUAAUGGCGAUGCCAUCAGCCGUGCAUAUGCUGGUACUUCUGCUCUGAAGGGAGACUUUACUAGGACAGGUAAACGCGAUCUUGGCGGCAUGCUGAACGAUGGCAUCAACUCGAUCGCUCGGAUGUACACCUCUACAUUCAGUGAUUGGUUCUGUCAGGCCGUCAUCGAUUAUAUGCUGGGUUGUCGGACACUCACAGUCUUCUCGGAAUUCUUGCUGAAGUUACAAUCGUCUGACCCUCGUGAUAUGGUCCGAAUCGCUCAAAUCAGAGCGGACGCCAUCGCAACAUCCGUGUCUCGGGUUCUCUCCGAAGGCGAACGGUUACUUUCUGGAUGGACCGUAUUCUCGCCCGAAGCAUUGAACCGAAAGAUGGCGGAUAGAUUCGAGGAAAAGGUCCUUCUCCUGUCUGUUCGCGCGCUUUACAUCGUAAGCUACGACUACACACUCGAGAAGAUCAAAGUAUUCCACCGCGUACCCUUGGGCGACAUUGAAAGCAUAGAGAAAGGUGCAUAUAUCAUAUCCCCAUUGGAAGAAGCUAGUCGCGAUCCUCUGCAGAACGCAGGAUUCAUGGUCACCUGGCGCAACUCUAACCUCGAGACACGGAUCACAAGCUACUCGGUGCGAAACAGUAUUGAACGGAAGUCAGCAUCCUCUGCGCCAUCCUCCCCUACUAAACCGACCCACUCCGGGCAAUCGACUGCCCCUCCGCCAAGCUCUCUACCUCAGCAGAGUAUCGUGCGCAGAUCAUCCGCGCUAUCGAAGUUAAUCGCCAAGGCUGCACCCGAGGAACCUGGCGAAACCACCUUUGCCGCGUUCAAGGCUUUGCCCGUUGACCCAACAAGACGACAACGCUCGACAGGAACGUAUGCAGAAGAUUCAGAUGAGCUCGCAGGGGCCACGAACAGCAGGGAGGCUGUUGACGCGAUGGUGGAAUCAAUACGACGCGCAUGCGCGGAUAUCGGGAAUGUUCGCGAGAAUUUGGUCAAGGACGUCGACGUGGUCAGUUUGACGGAGGCACAACGGAUGACGAGUGUAUAUGCUAAGAUGGAAUAUGGUGUGAAGAGGCUGUUGUGGCUUGGUGGUUGAUCGUAUAGAAAACCCUGUGACAGUGCCGUAUACGUAUCACCAAUCAUCUGGUGGCGGAGUGUCGCCCGUAAGGGUCAAGGUCGAGAGUGGUACGCCCUGCGCUCUUCGAGCGCUGACGAUGUUUUUGAGCGACUUGCACUCUACGGGUAGGCUUAUGAUAUGGAUACUCCG
This is a messenger RNA of Punctularia strigosozonata HHB-11173 SS5, 2769 nucleotides long. RefSeq lists its product as uncharacterized. Gene Ontology annotation, molecular function: phosphatidylinositol-4-phosphate phosphatase activity. Gene Ontology annotation, cellular component: endoplasmic reticulum. The transcript has 20 exons. The record is from RefSeq and is a predicted model, not a curated record. Lineage: Eukaryota; Fungi; Basidiomycota; Agaricomycetes; Corticiales; Punctulariaceae. The coding region runs from base 142 to 2598 and encodes 818 amino acids. Gene Ontology annotation, biological process: phosphatidylinositol dephosphorylation.